Molecule: messenger RNA, 1464 nt
Organism: Rhododendron vialii
Lineage: Eukaryota; Viridiplantae; Streptophyta; Magnoliopsida; Ericales; Ericaceae
Exons: 2
Coding region: 1-1464 (487 amino acids)
Source: RefSeq, a predicted model, not a curated record
AUGGAUUCAACAAUCAUGUUUAUUUGUAAGUAUGGGUUGCAGAUUCUUCCGGUGAGGUUAUCGGGUGGUGCUAGGUUGAAUGAUGUUUUAAGCAGCAUUCGUAAUAGGUGGAAGAAUCUGUCUGUUGGUGGGUUUUCUGUUUCAUAUGCUUAUGAGGAUGGUUAUUGUGCUCUUCAGAAUGAAUAUGAUUUUGAGAACAUGCUUUUCUUGUUUACUAAUUGUGAUCGCAUAAAUGCGAAGGUUGAUGAAAAUAAACAUAGUAGCAUGUUAAUUACUGGUAGUAACAGUAAUGAAGAAGCUGAUGUUGAUGAAGUUGUUGAUGAUGAGUUAGAAUAUGUGGAUAGAAUGGACCCCGCGGAAAAAUAUUGUAAACAUGCGGAGACUAGGUAUUUGACGGAAGAUUGGGCUGAUUUGAUAGAGGGUGUUGGACAAGAAUUUCCCUUAGGUGUGAAGGAGUUCAGGGCUGUGCUGGCUAAAUAUGCGAUUGAAAAUGGCUUUAUGUACCGUUUCGUAAAAAAUGACUUACUUAGGGUGACGGCUGUUUGUGUUAUUAUAGGGUGUGAAUGGAAUGUCCAUGCUAUUUUAAAUAGAACCAAUGGAGUAUUUCAUAUUAAAAAGUGUCAUAAUGAGCAUAAUUGUGGUUCAACAUAUCGAACCAAUAAGCAUAAGCGCGUGUCAUCCCGUCUGGUUGCGAAUGAGAUAGCUGGGAUUAUUGAGAAAAAACCCAAGACUUCUCCAAUUGACAUGCUGGAUUGGUUCACGGACAAGUAUGGGCUUGAUUUGUGCUAUCAUAGUGCUUGGUUAGGUGUUGAGAAGGCAAGGGGGGAAUUAUAUGGAGAUUAUGAAGGUUCAUUCGAUAGGCUUCGGUGGUACGUUGAAGCUGCAAGGGCUACGAAUCCGGGUAGCGUAUUGAGGCUUGAAUCUGAACCUGUAACCAAGGAGUUUUCGCGGCUGUUUGUAUCGUUUGACGCUUGUAUCAAGGGGUUCAACUAUUGUCGGCCUUUUUUGUGUCUUGAUGCCACCCAUCUGAAAGGUAGAUUUAAAGGAACACUCCUUGCCGCAACAGGGAAAGAUGCAAAUCAAUGUUUAUUCCCUAUAGCUUUUGCAAUUUGUGACGCUGAAAAUGAUGCUAAUUGGACUUGGUUUCUUGGCCUUUUGAGGAGUAUAUUGUCCACACGUUCUAUUACAUUUAUUACUGAUCGUAACGCAGGUCUUGUCAACAAUAUUCCUGUUAUGUUCCCCGGUUGUCAUCAUGCAUACUGUCUUUAUCACCUACAGUUUAACUUGAAGGAUCACUUUCCUGGGCGGUUUAGAAAAGGUUUUCGGAAUAGGCUCGUUGAAUUGUUCAACAAAUGUGCAUAUGCUUCAUCGGUGUCGGUUUACAAAGCUGCUGAGGAAGAAUUUUACCAAUUUGGUGGAGAAAAAGCUAGGACCUUUAUUGCGAGUGUCCCCAAAGAGCAUUAG